Molecule: messenger RNA, 725 nt
Organism: Drosophila bipectinata
Lineage: Eukaryota; Metazoa; Arthropoda; Insecta; Diptera; Drosophilidae
Source: RefSeq, a predicted model, not a curated record
AUGUCGAUCACUGGCCAGUCCCAUGCCAGGGACUCUGAUUUAAUUUCCAUUACCAAGUCCGCGGAGACUGACGACAACAAGAUUGCCAUGUGUGUUUCCCUGGAGUUAGCCAGGUGCCGUGCUGAGAACUGGCAGCUGAAGAAGAAGCUAAUCGAGUACGAGGUCACCAUCAAAAAUCUGGAGAAGCUGGUGGCCACUAUUGCAAGCAAGCAGCACCAGAUCCUUAAUGAGGUGGUGGAGCUACGCAAAGAGAGUCGUGCUGCUUCGAUGGCUGACUUAUCCAUCGUACCAGCAUUAUCCUAUGAAAUGGAGAAUUCCUCGCUUGUGGAGGAUGACGAGGAGGAGGAUGGCUACAAGGCCGACUCAGAUUCCGGGGGCUCGCUUUGCCCGUCACCGCGUUCCUCGUUGGCUUCAACGGCUUCGGCAUCUUCGGGCUCGCUUUGCCCGUCACCGCUUUCCACGUUGGCUUUAACAGCUUCGGAAUCUUCGGUCGCCUCUUUAACUUCGUCGGGCUUAUCCUCGAUCGGUUCGCCGGAUAACUCUGACUUUAUUUCAGUUUCGGAGAACGAUUUCAGUCCCGGCGAAGCCACUCGCUCAGAAGAGGAUGAAGAGGUUCUGUAUACCUUGGCCACCGAUAGCGAUGGGGAUUAACUACGCUUAUCUUCGCUUAUCUAUUAUUAAAUGCUUAUUCGAGUUGCAUAAAUAUAAUGAGUCUUAAAACUCCA